AUGGUGGCAAAUUCCGAAAUCGUUCAAAGCGGUUCAUUGAAUGGAAACGUCGUUGAACUGCUUCCGAAACAGCUUUAUUUCGCAUCAUUUAAAGCACCUCCUCACAAGGCCGAUCCACAUGUUCGCUAUAUUGAUCUAGACAACCGUGUGCACUACGAACCAUUUUAUGGUGAUUUCGGUCCACUAAACCUUUCCGUGCUGUACAGAUUCACGCGAUAUCUUCACGGUCUUGUCGAGGCUCAGCGCAAACGUAAAAUCGUGGUCUACACUGAUGACGAUGACCGAAACCGCGUCAAUGGAGCUUAUAUUAUGGGAUCGUACUUGAUCAUAUACCAAGGGGUGUCCGCGGAUGCAGCUUAUCUGCGAUUAGAAACAGCUCAACCUCCCAAGUUUAUUGGCUUUCGUGAUGCGGCACUUGGCGAACCAACUUAUCUGCUUCACUUACACGACGUUCUUCGAGCUGUUGAAAAGGCGAUAAAUCUGAAAUGGUUCGACAUCACGUCGUUCGAUGCAGAGGAAUACGAACUUUAUGAACGGGUGGAAAAUGGCGAUAUGAAUUGGAUUAUACCUGGCAAGAUUUUGAGCUUCUGCGGCCCUCACAAUGAAUCUCGUGUUGAAGACGGAUAUCCUUAUCACUCUCCUGAGACCUACUUUGACUAUUUUCGUGCCACUAACGUCACAACAAUUGUUCGGCUAAACAUGAGAAUGUAUGAUGCAAAAAAGUUUACCGACGCCGGAUUCGACCAUGUGGAUCUAUUUUUCAUUGACGGUAGCACCCCAUCGGAAAAAAUAGUUGAAAAUUUUAUACGGGUUGUAGAUAACUCUAAAGGUGCAGUCGCUGUUCAUUGCAAGGCUGGUCUCGGGCGGACGGGGACGCUCAUUGCAUGCUGGAUGAUGAAGGAAUUUGGAUUGAACGCCGCUGAAUGCAUGGCAUGGCUACGGAUAUGUCGGCCUGGAAGUGUUAUUGGACCUCAACAAGAUUAUCUU
Molecule: messenger RNA, 987 nt
Organism: Haemonchus placei
Lineage: Eukaryota; Metazoa; Nematoda; Chromadorea; Rhabditida; Trichostrongylidae
Source: the annotation of a GenBank genome assembly